Messenger RNA from Penicillium nucicola, 1314 nucleotides. RefSeq lists its product as uncharacterized. Gene Ontology annotation, biological process: spliceosomal complex assembly; protein phosphorylation; regulation of mRNA processing. The transcript is spliced from 4 exons. NCBI's taxonomy places the organism in Eukaryota, Fungi, Ascomycota, Eurotiomycetes, Eurotiales, Aspergillaceae. Bases 1 to 1314 code for a protein of 437 amino acids. Gene Ontology annotation, molecular function: ATP binding; protein kinase activity. The record is from RefSeq and is a predicted model, not a curated record.
AUGACGCUCAAAUCGACAUCUUUGAAAAUGUCUCCUCUUGGAUGGUUGCGCUCUACUCCAUCCAAAUCCCGACCUAUCCCUGCCAGCGUCCUCCGGGCUUCUCAAUGUGUUGAAGAGGAGCGUGCGCCUCAUUAUAACCCUAAGCACUUUUAUCCCAUGCGACUCCACGAGAUACUUGCGGACAGAUAUCAAGUGGCUGUGAAACUUGGGUGGGGAACCAGCUCUACUGUCUGGCUGGCUAGAGAUCUUCAUCAGUGGCGCUGGCUUCCUCCACGUUAUGUUGCGAUAAAGGUCAAUGCAAACAACUAUUUAUCAGACGAAUGCGCCCGAAAGGAGUUACGAAUCACGGAGCGUAUAACCCAAGCAAACCCGGCCAACGAAGGCCGGUAUUUUGUUCGCACUCUACUUGACUCAUUCGAGUUAUCAGGUCCUGACGGCAACCAUAUCUGCAUGGUCUUUGAUCCCCUAUAUGAGCCUCUGUGGAUGUUAAAAAGGCGCUUCCAGGGAGACACUCUUCCUCCCGAUAUUCUAAAAACUAUCGUUCAGUUGGUUACUAUGGGCCUUCACUAUCUUCACACCGAAGCUCAUAUCAUCCAUACAGAUCUGAAGUCCGAUAAUAUUCUUAUGGCUCUUCGAGACCCUUCUAUACUCGACGCGGUUGUUCACGAUGAAAUCGAGAAUCCACUGCCUCAGAAAAAUGUCAAAGAUCGGACGAUAUAUCUGUCGCGGAAUAACUUUGGCUUACAAGUGGAUAAUCUAGGGAGGCCAGUGAUCACGGAUUUUGGGCUUUCUGUUGAAGGAGAUCAGGGACCUUAUAAUCACCCUAUUCAGCCUAAUGGAUUUCGAGCCCCAGAGGUUAUCAUCGGAGCAAACUGGGACUACAGUACUGAUAUUUGGAAUUUUGGCGCAUUGAUAUGGGAGCUCCUUUGUGGGACCGGCCCUUUUGAUUAUUCGACAUCAUCCUCUGGUGCAUCUUACAGCGAGGAAAAGCACUUAGCAUCUAUUAUCUCCUUGAUUGGGCCUCCGCCAGAGGAUAUGCUUAAACGCGGAAGUCAGAGUUCACGGUAUUUCAACGGCAAUGGUAUUUCAAUCACGAUUUUCUCAUCCCUCGAGUUAGUUGCUGAUUACCCAACAGGUCAAUUCAAAUGUCCCGACCUUAUUCCAAAAGCACGAGGACUGGAGCAAAAGCUUAUGGUCAUUGAGGGGGAAGAGAAGCGGUUGUUCUUGAAAUUUAUCUCGAGGCUACUGCAAUGGCGUCCAGAGGAUCGAGGAACUGCACAAGAGCUACUUUCUGAUCCUUGGCUAAAACCUUAA